Stylophora pistillata is the source of this 747-nucleotide messenger RNA. RefSeq names its product tropomyosin-like. Lineage: Eukaryota; Metazoa; Cnidaria; Anthozoa; Scleractinia; Pocilloporidae. The record is from RefSeq and is a predicted model, not a curated record.
AUGAAGACGGAAAAUUCCGCUGACCUUUUGCGGACGCAAGGUGCCCUGAACGCUGCCUGGGUCAAACUUACAGACGCAGAGCAUCAGUUAGAGACAAAUUUAAACACAAUGAUGAAAGAAUUGGAUCGUGCAUCAUACGUAAGAAUAAAAGACGAGCUUCAGAAAGCAGAACAACGCUGUAAAGAGCUGGAGAAGGAGAUAUCGUCACUAAAUCAAGUUAUUGAGGAUUCACAAGCAAAGAAAAACGCCCUGGCCAAAGAGACAGACAACGUUAUUUCUGAAAAAGCCACCGAGAUGGCUGCUUUGACGAAGAAACUUGAGGCAGCUACUCAAGAGGUUCGUGAUGCCAAAGCUGAAGUGGAAGCUAUCAAAGGCGAGUACAAAGAAAAAGAAUCUCGACUUGAAUUGAUGAAGAAGGAGUUUGGCGAAAAAGUGACAGAAUUGGAUAACACAAAGAAAGAUAUUUGUGAUAAAAUGGCUGCAUUGAACGACCUAAGAAAACAAGUUACAGAAAAGGAGACGGAACUGAAGAACAUUAAAGAGGAGAAUUUAAAGACGACAGCGGAAUUGAAGAAAGCCCUUGAAGAAGAGAUCGCAGUUUUGUCCAAGAAAGAAUGCGAACUUUUUCAGGCAAAUCGUUCUGUAGACUUGAACAAAGAAAGUGCUCAAGACAAGUUAGGAAUAGAAACAUCAGUGAGAAAGAUGCAGAAUUGGAGAGUGUCAAGAGUGAGAGCAGGAGAAAGAUAA